Molecule: messenger RNA, 2182 nt
Organism: Eriocheir sinensis (Chinese mitten crab)
Lineage: Eukaryota; Metazoa; Arthropoda; Malacostraca; Decapoda; Varunidae
Gene: Smu1
Product: WD40 repeat-containing protein SMU1-like
Exons: 11
Coding region: 132-1673 (513 amino acids)
Biological process (GO): mRNA splicing, via spliceosome
Cellular component (GO): precatalytic spliceosome
Molecular function (GO): protein binding
Source: RefSeq, a predicted model, not a curated record
UCACUUUAUUUCCCAUUGACAGAAUCUCGUUUCGUGCCCCGUUGUGGCGGCGGCGUUUGUUGACGUGAGGAGGACCUGAGGAGGCGAGGCGGCGUGAGUGAGACGCGGCGAGGCAAAAACUCCUCUUCACCAUGUCCAUAGAAAUUGAGUCCGCGGAUGUGAUCCGUCUGAUCCAGCAAUACCUUAAGGAAAACAACUUGGGGCGGACCCUCCGAGCGCUGCAGGAGGAGACGUCCAUCACCCUCAACACGGUGGACUCGGUGGAGAGCUUCAUGGCGGACAUCAACCAGGGUCACUGGGACACCGUCUUGAAGGCCAUCCAGACACUGAAGCUGCCCGACAAGAAGCUGAUUGAUCUGUACGAGCAGGUUGUGCUCGAACUGAUUGAGCUGCGAGAGCUUGGUGCAGCAAAGUCUGUCCUCCGCAACACCGACCCACUCAUCAUGUUGAAGCAAACCAUGCCAGAACGGUAUGUUCACCUGGAGAAUCUCAUCGCCCGCUCCUACUUUGACCCCCGCGAGGCAUACCCAGAGGGCGUAACCAAGGAGCGGAGGCGGGCGGCCAUCGCUGCAGCACUGGCGGGAGAGGUGUCGGUGGUGCCGCCCUCCCGUCUGCUGGCACUGCUGGGGCAGGCGCUCAAGUGGCAGCAACACCAGGGACUCCUGCCACCUGGCACACAGAUUGAUUUGUUCCGAGGUAAGGCGGCCAUGAGGGAGCAGGAGGAUGAGAAGGUGCCCACCCAGCAGGCUCGCUUCAUCCGCUUCCCGCAGAAGGCCCACGUGGAGAGUGCACACUUCAGCCCCGACGGACAGUACCUCGUCACCGGCAGCUUCGACGGCAUCAUUGAAGUGUGGAAUUUCACGACAGGCAAGAUUCGUAAGGAUUUGAAGUACCAGGAGAAGGACUCGUACAUGAUGAUGGAGACGGCCGUGCUGAGUCUGGCCUUCAGCCGUGACUCGGAGAUGCUGUCCAGCGGCUCACAGGGCGGACAAGUCAAGGUGUGGCGGGUGAACACAGGCCAGUGUCUGCGCAAGGUGGAGCGGGCACACUCUGAGGGCGUCACGUCCCUCGCCUUCAACAAGGACAACAGCCAGGUCAUGUCCACCUCCUUUGACAACACGCUGAGAAUACAUGGCCUCAAGUCCGGUAAGACCCUCAAGGAGUUCCGGGGCCACUCAUCCUUUGUCAACCAGGCCACCUUCACCCAGGACGGACACAACAUCAUCAGCGCUUCAUCUGACGGCACGGUGAAGGUUUGGUCCGUCAAGACAACAGAGUGCAUCGCCACCUUCAAGUCCCUGGCCGGCGUGACCUCAGUGGACCUCCCUGUGUACUCGGUCCACAUCCUCCCCAAGAACCCGGACCACAUCGUCGUGUGCAAUCGCUCCAACACGGUCACCAUCAUGAACAUGCAGGGCCAGACGGUGCGCUCCCUGUCUUCGGGUAAGCGCGAGGGUGGUGACUUUGUGUCGUGUGUGGUGUCGCCGAGGGGGGAGUGGAUCUUCUGCGUCGGCGAGGACCACGUGCUGUACUGUUUCUCCACCUCCACUGGCAAGCUGGAGAGGACCCUAAACGUCCAUGAACAAUCUGUGAUCGGCAUGUGUCACCACCCCCACCAGAACCUGCUGGCCACAUACAGUGAGGAAGGCCUCCUCAAGCUGUGGAAACCCUAGACUUAAGGACUGAUUAGGUGAGGUGAGGGUAGCCUUGAGUGUUGGGGGGGUGGGGGGGGUGGAGGCAGUGAGUCACCUUCGUCACUGUUGAAGGGUCUGCUCCUUGUGUUAGGUGAAGUCUUUGAGGUUUAGGUCUAAGUGGUAGAUAAUGUAUUACUUUUAGGUUAUGUUUUGCAGAACAGAUUAAUUAUAUAUUUAAGGUUAAUAGUACAAACCAUGUAUUCAUUGCUGCCUUUCACUGGCAGAGAAUUAGUAGAUCCAACUCCAUUUUGGUUGAAAGUGCAAUCAGUGUACACUGUCAUAUGUGCUGCAUGAGGCACCCACUUCCUGUUCUGUGGGCUCAGCAAGUUUAACUCGAGCAUAAAGUUUCUCUGGUGAAGAUUAAGGCAGAAACCUUCAUUUUAAUGUCUGUGACCCGUGCAUUCUUACAUUCUUAGGUUAGUAAGUAAUUCAGAUUCUUAAAUAAAAUUUAUUGUACAGGGAGAAUGAAGUUUUGAUAUGACGGUUUG